UGUGAGAGAGAGAGUGAGCGAGAGUGCGGGCGAGGGAAGGAGAGAUAGAGCGGCAGAAGGAGGGGGAGAGUCAGAGUGCGAGAGAGUCGUUUCUGCCCUCUACAUAGCGCUGCCUGUAUGCACGCGCUUGUCUUUCCCUGUGUUCUCUCUCUCUCUCUCACUCAUACACGCACACGGGAACACGCAGACCAGGACACACAGACCGAGGGAGGGAAAGUGAGAGAGUGAGAGAGAGAACACAUCGCAGCCGAGAUGCAGCAGAAGGUUUUCCGAGGAUUAAGAGCGGGGUCAUGGUGUUGGGAGAGGAUGGCUGGGACCCUCUCCACAACUGCACUGCACUCUUGGAGCUGAAUGUGCAAUGCAUGGCAAUCCCCGUCCUGUUUUUUACCAAGAUAAUCAAAGAUGCACAAUGUUACCUACAUCUAGGAGUCGUCAUCUCUGGACUUGACCUCCAUGAACUUCCAUCUUCUUGAUCUGAAAUUUCUGUUCUCCACCAUCCUUCAAUCGACAACUUCUGCACUGAAGAUAUAGCUAGAACAGACACUCUUUAAAGUAUUUUCCUGGAUCUUGCUGGACUACGGAUACACUUUGACUGUCUAGUGCUCUGUUUUUGGCCAACGAUAGCCUUGGAGAACAUCUUAGAGGACUUGUACAAGGAUCCAAUGAAACACAGAAAUAAACACAUGAGAGGAGACAGGAUGGGAGAGGGCACAGAGGAGGCAGAUAGUGCCAAAACUACGAGGAUAUCGCUCAGUUUUCCCCUCAGCGCUGGCUUUUCUGCACAGAAGCACUGCUCCUCAUCCCACCCCACUUCCUCCUCUGACGUCCAUGACAGAGACAGCUCAGAUGGCACGGCAUGGAAGGGGGAAGCAUUCAGAGACAAACAGCUAUCCAAAACGUCAUCAAAAACUGACCGCCUGCCAUGCUCUUCCUCCUCCUUCCCAGUCGAUCUAACUGCUCCAGUUAGUAAGAACUGCAAGUCAUCUCUGUCAUUUUCUGUUGAUGGUAGUGGUUCCCGAUACCAAACAUCUCCCUUACAACAUACUAAUAAAAUGGACUGUUCAAAAGAGACAGCUGGGGUUAGUCUCAAUAAUGGGUACAAAGAGCAUUCAACAACAGAAACAGCACACAUCCUUUUCAACCUCAGUGCAAGAGCCUACCAGGACCAAGGUGUAAAGAAUCCAGAGAGUUCAAAAGGCAAAAAACGCAAGGCAAACAGUCUCCAUGUUGAACUAAGCCUUCCUCUCCCUAGCAUCAACCCUCACUCAUCCUCAUCAACCCCUCCUCCACCCACUUCGCCCUCGUCUGUCUCUCUAACUUCCUCCCCCUUGACUAUCCCCAAGCCAUCUUUCCAUGAAUCCUUUAGGGCAGUGCCGAAGCCAGAACUACUGUGUGGGGUGUGCCACCGUCUGUUCAGCACUGCCUCGUCCCUCACUGUCCACAUGCGUCUCCAUCGGGGGGGACGAGUACUCAGCUGCCGUCACUGUGGCAAAGCCUUCAUCCAUAAUAAAAGACUGCAAUCCCAUGAGGCCACCUGCAGGCAAGGGGCCAGCUUUUCCAGUGCCACCCAAAGAAGAGCCCCUGGAGGAGGGUGAAGUGGAGGGGGAGAGAGCAGAUGAGGCUGCAGAGCCAGAACAGCUUGGACAAGAAACAAGGCCUGGCCGACCCAUAAAGAAAGUGCGAGACUUUCAUGCCCGUCAUGCUGGAACACUGACUUGCGGGGAUGCCCUGGGGGAAGAGGAUCACUUUGUAAAAGUGGUGGAUGGACAUAUCAUUUACUUUUGCUCCGUGUGCGAGCGCUCUUACAUGAC
Molecule: messenger RNA, 1811 nt
Organism: Ctenopharyngodon idella (grass carp)
Lineage: Eukaryota; Metazoa; Chordata; Actinopteri; Cypriniformes; Xenocyprididae
Gene: zbtb4
Product: zinc finger and BTB domain containing 4
Source: RefSeq, a predicted model, not a curated record